AUGGGUAUAUUACCAAUAACAAACCCAAAAUGUAGCACCACCAACAACAACAACAACAAUAACAAGAACAACAUGGGUCUUCUACUUGUGUUGUUCCCACAAGACAAGUCCACCACCACCACCAUUGCCGACAAAACCAAGCUUAACUUCCCUUCAACAUCAAAAUCACUAUUUUCAAAAGCUCAAUCCACUAUUUCAAUUUGCGCAAUCCUCUUAUUCUUCACUCUCAUACUCUUCACCCUCUCCACCAUACCCAACACCCCUUCUUCUUCUCCUCUUCCUCUUCCUCCACGCUUCCUCCUUCACAAAACCCAAACCCACAAACCCCAUUUCGCUCUUCAACGCAUGGGUACUCUUCAUCGAAGAGGAACCAGAGCCAUGACCAAUCUCCUCGUUUGCCACGUGUCAGACGAAACCCCACUAGACGAUUUUCGCUUCUUCGUUAGACUCCUUCACCGUUCCACCCUCACUGCUUCAACCGACGUCGUUUUCCUCUUCGCUUCUCCUUCCUCUGUUUCCACCUUCGCUCCCAUUCUUCGUCAAGAGAACAACGCAUUCUUCUCCUUCCUUCGCCAACAUUCCCGGUUCAACUCAACCCGGUUCAACCUCACUCGGUUCUUCUUCAAGGAACCGCGAAUGGGAGAGCCAGAGCAGACCCUUUGGGGUAAUAAGAAAAUUCGAAGUAAUUUCGAUGAUGUUGAUUUACUGAGUUAUGGAUCGGUGCUGAGUUUCGACGCUACCGAACUCGACCCGGAGAACUCGCUCGCCGGGUUUCUUGACCGAGUUCCGCUGAGUUUGCGAAGGUGGGCGUGUUACCCUAUGUUACUCGGCCGAGUCAGGCGCAAUUUCAAACACGUGAUGCUCGUCGACGUUAAAAGCGUCCUCAUUUUGAACGACCCGCUCGGCCGAGUCAGGAAUCGGAGUCCCGAGUCAGUUCUUUUGUUCACGAAAGCAGAGAAGCACGGUAAGAAAACUCAGCGAACGGUUCUCUCCACCGUCGUCAUGGGCGGCGCUCGCGGUGUUCGGAGGUUGUCAAACGCGGUGCUGGUGGAGAUUGUUCGAGCCGCAAUCCAGCACAAGAAGAAGAAGAACUCGGUGUCCGAGUCAGCGAUUCUGAGUCAACUCGUCGGUGAUGAGUUUAUGUUGAAGAACAGGAACAUUAAUUUGAUCCCCUCGAGUGAGUCAAUACCCGAGGCGAGUUCACUCGGUGGCCACCACUCAGGUGCUUCCACGUCAUUGUCUGAUUAUGCAAUAAUUCAACGUGGUGCAAGUAAUCACGACCUUAAUUCUGUUUUUAAGAAGCAAAUUUGUUCGUGUAUGAUAGAUUCUUCUGUUUAUAAAGAUUGUUAA
Gastrolobium bilobum is the source of this 1350-nucleotide messenger RNA. RefSeq lists its product as uncharacterized. The record is from RefSeq and is a predicted model, not a curated record. The coding region runs from base 1 to 1350 and encodes 449 amino acids. Lineage: Eukaryota; Viridiplantae; Streptophyta; Magnoliopsida; Fabales; Fabaceae. The transcript has a single exon.